AUGGGCUACAAUGUGAAGCGAGUGUUGGUGGAUCAAGGUAGCUCGGCGGACAUCAUGUUCUGGGAAGCUUUUAUCGGGAUGAAAAUUCCGACUGACCGUCUUAUGCCCUAUGUAGGUACGUUAGUUGGUUUUGCAGGUGAUCAGGUAACGGCUAGGGGGUACGGCGACUUGGAGACUAUUUUCGGUCGGGGAGACCACAUGAAGACUAUCAUUGUCCGAUACCUGGUGGUGAACGCCCAAUCAUCCUACAGCAUACUGGUCGGCCGUCCUACACAGAACAGGUUGGGAGCGGUCGUGUCCACACCCCACUUGAAGUUGAAGUAUCCUUUGCCCAACGGAAAGGUUGGGGUCCUCUGUGUCGAUCAAGAAGUCGCGAGAAAAUGCUAUGAGGACAGUUUGAGGGCUAGGAGACACCUAUAUGUAACGCAAGUCGAUCGGGGAAUCCAGUCAAUCGAGUUAGAUCCGAGGAUAACUCAUUUCGACUCCCGACCAGUCCCCGUGGAGGACGUGAAGGAAGUUACCUUAGCCGAAGGGAAAAUAGUCAAAAUGGGUGUAUCUUUGGCCAAAGAAGACGAGGAGGGGCUGCUCACUAUGUUGAAAAACAACGUGUCGGCCUUUGCGUGGAGUACCGGCGACAUGCUAGGUAUUGACCCCGACUUCCUAUGUCACCAUCUCAUGGUGGACCCCAAGGCGAAGCCGGUGACCCAAAAAAGGCGAAAGUUCGGCGAGGACAAAAGGAAAGCUAUAGCGGAGGAGACGAGGAAGCUGUUGUCGGCUGGACACAUUCGGGAAAUCCAAUACCCGACGUGGCUAGCGAAUGUGGUAAUGGUACGAAAGAGCAAUGGAAACUGGAGGAUGUGCACCGACUUCACGGAUUUGAACAAAGCCUGUCCAAAAGAUUCGUACCCGCUGCUUAACAUCGAUUGCCUAGUCGACAACGCAUCAGGCUAUGAACUGUUGAGCUUCAUGGACGCGUAUUCGGGGUACAAUCAGAUCAGGAUGCAUCAUGCCGAUGAAGACAAAACUGCUUUCAUAGCCGAUCAGGCCACCUACUAUUAUAAGGUCAUGGCUUUCGGUUUAAAAAAUGCAGGGGCGACGUACCAGAGGCUCAUGGACAAGGUGUUGGCAGAUCAGUGA
Messenger RNA from Cajanus cajan (pigeon pea), 1137 nucleotides. RefSeq lists its product as uncharacterized. Gene Ontology annotation, molecular function: oxidoreductase activity. The record is from RefSeq and is a predicted model, not a curated record. NCBI's taxonomy places the organism in Eukaryota, Viridiplantae, Streptophyta, Magnoliopsida, Fabales, Fabaceae.